AUGCGGAAUAAAAGAAUGGAAAAUCUUACAACUACUGGAAAGAUUGCAGGGAAAGGAGAUCGCGGAGGCCCGCUGUUGAAACGUGCUGUUAAUUGGAAACCAAUCGUGAUAAUAAUAAUAACAAUAAUAUUAAUAAAAUUUUGUGACGUCAAUAAUAAUAAUAAGAAAAAGAAGAAGAAAAAGAAGAAGAAGAAAAAGAAGAAAAAGAAGAGGCUACAGAAACGAGACAGUAUCGCAAAGAAACGAGACAAUAUCGAAAAGAAACGAGACAACAGGCAAGCGAAACGAGACGGUAUCGAAACGAUAACUAAAAAUGAAGUUGUUUGUCUUCUUGUCUGUGGUGACGGCGAUGAUGAUUGCCCUCAACUCAAAUGUGCCAAACCGUGCCGGAGUGGUUUUAGACAGGAUUCUAAGGGUUGUCAGACGUGUAAAUGUGUCGACCCGUGCGAGGAUAAAGUAUGCAGAGCUGGUCUGGUCUGCAAAAGAAAAAAUGUUAUUUGCAAGAAAGAGCCCUGCUAUGAUCUGGCUACAUGUGUUAAAAAAGAUUGCCCACAAAUUAAGUGCUCGAGAUUUUGCAAAAGCGGAUACAGGAAAGACUUUUUUGGCUGUCAAACCUGCUCCUGUGUGGAUCCGUGCGAGGAUAACAAUCCGUGUCCAUCCGGACAGAUCUGCAUGCCAAAGAAGGUCCAGUGCUUUGCCGCUCCCUGCUAUGACGUUCCUGAAUGCUUCCCUAUAUUAGCAGCAAAUUGCUCCAAUAACGCCAUGUGUAGAAUGUAUUGCGAGUUUGGAUUCGUAGUUGGGCCAGAUGGUUGUGACAUUUGUAAAUGUAAGAUGGAUCCGUGCGCUGUCGUAAAGUGCAGAGCGGGCCACGUGUGUGAGGUAGUUAAUAAUUCGGCCCAAUGCGUUAAAAAAUGUUCUGAUAUCAUGUGUAUGUUGUAUUGUGAGUAUGGAUUUCAAACCGGAUCAGACGGAUGCCCGAUAUGCAAAUGCAAUCUCGGCCAAAUCUGCUUUUGCUUUUUCUGGUCCUCUCUACUUACUUCUCUGACUACUUCUCCAUCACUUGCGAAGUUCAGAGCGGAUCUCAAGACCCAUCUGUUUUCAAAAUUCAUUGAGGAGCGCUGUUGA
Helobdella robusta is the source of this 1125-nucleotide messenger RNA. RefSeq lists its product as hypothetical. Gene Ontology annotation, molecular function: serine-type endopeptidase inhibitor activity. The record is from RefSeq and is a predicted model, not a curated record. Bases 1 to 1125 code for a protein of 374 amino acids. The transcript has 11 exons. NCBI's taxonomy places the organism in Eukaryota, Metazoa, Annelida, Clitellata, Rhynchobdellida, Glossiphoniidae.